This is a messenger RNA of Catharus ustulatus (Swainson's thrush), 4035 nucleotides long. RefSeq names its product pyridoxal dependent decarboxylase domain containing 1 (gene PDXDC1). Gene Ontology annotation, cellular component: intracellular membrane-bounded organelle. The record is from RefSeq and is a predicted model, not a curated record. Gene Ontology annotation, biological process: carboxylic acid metabolic process. The transcript has 23 exons. NCBI's taxonomy places the organism in Eukaryota, Metazoa, Chordata, Aves, Passeriformes, Turdidae. The coding region runs from base 80 to 2449 and encodes 789 amino acids. Gene Ontology annotation, molecular function: carbon-carbon lyase activity; pyridoxal phosphate binding.
CGGGCGCGGCCCGCCCAGCGCGGCCCCGUCAGCGCUGCCAGCGUGGAGCGGUCGGAGCGGCAGCGCUGGGCCCGUGGCCAUGGACGGCUCGCUCGAGAAGAUGGUGGACCCUACUCUAGCAGAAAUGGGGAAGAAUCUGAACGAAGCAAUGAAGAUGCUGGAAGACAAUCAGAGGAAAGCAGAGGAGGAAAAUGAAAAGAAAUAUGCACGGAAGGAUAUUCCUGGACCUCUCCAAGGCAGUGGCCAGGAUAUGGUGAGCAUACUUCAGUUAGUUCAGAACCUAAUGCAUGGAGAGGAGGAAGAGGAACCUUCACAGUCCUACAGGCUUCAGAAUGUUGGUGAACAGGGUCACAUGGCUCUACUGGGACACAGCUUGGCUGCUUAUAUAUCUGUGCUGGACAGGGAAAGACUGAGAAAACUCACAACGAGGAUCCUUUCUGACACUACUCUCUGGCUCUGCAGGCUUUUCAGGUAUGAAAAUGGAUCAGCCUAUUAUCAUGAAGAUGAUCGUGAAGGUCUCCUAAAAAUCUGUCGACUUGUAAUUCACACCCGCUAUGAAGAUUAUGCACUCGAGGGGUUUAACGUGCUCUACACUAAGCAGCCUGUCAUAUACAUCAGUUCUGCAGCCAGAACAGGCCUGGGCCAAGCUCUCUGCAAUCAGUUGGGGCUGCCCCUUUCCUGCGUGUGCCGUGUGCCUUGUAACACGAUGUUUGGAUCUCAGCACCAAAUGGAUGUUGCUUUCUUGGACCGACUGAUUAAAGAUGAUGUUGAGUUUGGAAAACUGCCUUUGCUACUUGUGGCUAAUGCUGGGACUCCAGGGGCUGGGCACACGGACAAGCUGGGCCGGCUGAAGGAGCUCUGUGAGCAGUACAAGAUGUGGCUCCAUGUGGAAGGCGUGAAUCUGGCAACUUUGGCUUUGGGUUAUGUUUCCUCUUCUGUACUGGCUGCUACAAAAUGUGACAGCAUGACUCUGACUCUGGGUUCCUGGCUGGGGCUCCCAGCAGUGCCUGCAGUGACACUCUACAGACACGAGGAUCCAUCCUUGUCCUUGGCAGCAGGGCUGACGUCGAGCCAGCCCGUGGAGAAGCUCCGUGCCCUCCCCCUGUGGCUCUCCUUGCAGUACCUGGGCCAUGAUGGCAUUGUGGAGAGGAUAAAACAUGCCUCUCAACUGAGUCAAAGGCUGCUGGAAAACUUGAAAAACCUGGAUUUCAUUAAAACUUCGGUUGAAGAUGAACUGAGUUCCCCAGUGGUGGUUUUCAAGUUUUUCCAGGAAUAUUCAAAUAGAGAUCAGACCUCACACGCUGCCCAGGCCUCAACUAUUCAGCGCCCCAUAAUAAGCAACGAAGGGCACAUUUAUGACACCUUCAAUCAGUGGCUGGGAGAGCAGCUGGCACAGCUGGUUCCUGCCAGUGGAGUCGAUGUGGUGGAACUGGAGGAUGAAGGCACCUGCGUGCGCUUCAGUCCACUCAUGACUUCUGCAGUUUUAGGAACUGAAAUGCAAGACAUUGAUCAGUUGGUAGACUGCUUAAAAAUGAAGAUACCAGUGUUGACAAGCACACUGCAGCUGAGAGAGGAAUUUGAGCAAGAAGUGAGAAGAACAGUUGGCCUGUUGUAUAUAGAAGAUCUUGGCUGGCCAGGGUUAGGUGUUGUGAGGUACAACUAUCACAGUGAUGGGAAGAAUGAUGACAAACAGGAAAAAGAACUGGAAAAAAUCAAUACAGAACUUCUGAAAAAGUUAAAUGAGCUGGAGUCUGAUCUCACCUUUUCUUUGGGUCCAGAAUUCGGAGGGCAGAAGAACUGUGUUUACAUUGGCAUGGUCACAGAGGAUCUGGAUGUGUCAGAGUUGGUUGAAACUAUUGCAGCAACAGGCAGAGAAAUUGAAGAAAAUUCAAGACUGUUGGAAAACAUGACUGAAGUUGUUAGAAAAGGGAUACAGGAAGCACAACUUCAGCUUCAGAAAGCAAAUGAAGAACGACUGCUGGAAGAGGGGCUGCUGCGCCAGAUCCCAGUGGUGGGCUCGGUGCUGAACUGGUUUUCUCCUUUCCAAGCCUCACCCAAGGGCAGGACAUUCAAUUUGACAGCAGGCUCUCUAGAAUCCACAGAAUCUAUGUAUGUAUCAAAGGCCCAAGGAACAGGCAGCACUCCACCACCAACUCCCACUUCCAGCCUUGCAAAGCAAAGACUUCCUGGUCAGAAAGCUUUCAAGAGGUCUCUGAGAAGUUCUGAUGGGUUCAGUGAGACCAGUUCCAUCAGCCACUGUGAUGACCUGGACAAGCUGGACCAGAGACCCCCAAACCUCUCCCCCGGCCAAGAGCAAGGACCUUUGGAGAUGGAAAGAGAAGAGGAGCAGAAGGAGGUGGCACAGGCAAAGACAGACACUGAGGACAUUCACAGUGACAAAUCGCCACCAGACUGCACCAAGGUAGAGGAUCAAGCAAGUCAAAGAUAAAAUCCAGUGUGGAUUUCAGACUGUGCCGAGGAGGCCCCUGCCCAGGGAGGCAGGGUGGUAAUGAUGCAUUGAAAACAUGAACAGUGCCACACACAGUACAGUAAUAACUACUGUAAUUUAUUAACUGGGAUUUUGCACAAAUAUACAUUCCCUUCCCUGGGACAGAGAUUUGUCUUAUUGUACACUUGUUACAGUUGCUUUAAUCCUCUCCGUGUUGGUGUCACCAAAGCUGUAGUGAAAUUUAUGAAGUGCUCAUGAACGUUUGUUGACAGUUUUCCUUCCUGCAGGAAUCCCCGCAUGACAAGUUACUAACUAACCACAAUGAAAAAUACACUUGCACCCAACAAUUAUAAAAUUAUCUUAUGUUACUAUACUUUAUAAAAAACAACUGCCAGUUGUUCACCUUUUUAGUAUUUAAAAUUCAGUUUAGGCUCUCCUGAGAAACACUUCCUGAAGUGACCCUAGUUCUGUGUUGCUUCUUUUCUGUUACCUUACCCUCACUGAGGAGCACUGGGCUAUCACCCCUUGUUCCUGCUCUUGUACCACUUCACCCCCCAGUCACAGCCCUGGGUAUGGUAGGACUGAGUUAGUGAGUUUUCAGCCCUCUAGAAAGCAAUAGUGCCUCUGCAUGCCUGGCCAGCUUCCUCCUCCUGUCCUGGGAAGGAGCACAAGGCACCGUUACUUUCCUUUGCACGGCCUUUACACACCAAAUACUGAACAUGUUCUUGCAGUGUAACUGGAGUUCUUUCUGUUGUGUAUUUCUAAAGAUAGCUGUAGUAAAGCUUGAAAAACCAAUACAUUUGUGAUGGUUUCAACACUUAUUUUUUGAAUAACAGUAACUUACCUAUGGUAGGAAUUGUACAGACUCAAGAGAAAUUAUUUAGGUUAUUUACAUACAGCACAACUUCAAAGUGUCUGGGACUACUUAAUGCACAAGCAAAGCUUUGAAUAAAUCAAAAUUCAAUGUGUAAAAGUGUUUUCCCCUAAAUCAUCUUAUUCACUUCACUGCAAUUUUCAGAACCUCUUGUGAAAAAGCCAUCUUUGGCAACACUUCCUUUCCUCAAGUAACCUGAUGGUGAUACAAACUCUCGCCUCCCUCUAGAACUGGAUACAAGUACUGCAGUUUGCUCCAUUUGGGUUUUUUCUCCCUCCCUUUUCCCCCCUCAACAGAUAUCCCUUAAUACCAAGAUGACAGUAGGGGUAGUGGGACUGACUUUGAUAAUCUGCAAAAUUUGAGGGUUUUGAAUUGUACUGGCACCUGAUUUGACUCUCAGCUUCUGAAGCCAGCAGUGUUGGGAUGCCAUGAACAAAUUAAUUUUGUUUGGGUAAUUUUGGGGUAAUUUAUGUAAAUCAGUGCAAUUUUUUCUAAAGUGCAAAAGCAAUUAAGUUGACUAGUCUUCCUCCUUGGUUUCUUUAGUGCAAUGAAGUAUAUUAAUAACAGUAAGUUGUUGGGCAUAAAAGUUAUGCCCACAAAGAUUAAUUUUUAAUGUUUUUAUAUCUGGAAAUGUUAAAUCGGUAGUUUUGUUGGAAUGAGCUUCAUUCUUUAAAUACUUACCUGAAUGUUUCAAUAAAGAUUCUUCAAAUUA